AUGGUGUCUAUGGCGCUUCGUGCGCGUGCUUUGGCUACCCCCACGCUCCGUGCGGGCGCUAAGCGUUCUCUGCACACUUCGCGUGUGGUGUGCGGCGAGCAGGCCCCCUCGUCUGCUGCGCAGUCUGCCCAAUAUCCCCAGGAGGGUUUCAACUCUUCGCUCUGGCGCUUCGGCCUUAUUGCCCUGAUCGGUGGCGCGGCUGCCUACCGUCUUACUGCGACGAAGAAGGACGGCUCGGAGGAGCCUGCGCCGCUGACCAAGUACAUUGAGUCGCUCACGACGCCCACCGAGGAGACGGUCAAGAACAACCAGGCGCACCUCGACUGGACCCUGAAGAAGGCCGAGUCGCAGCUCCUGAUGCAGGACGCCCAGAAGCCCAAGGCCCACCGCCUAAAGGACCUUACUAUCUUUGAGCAGUACCCCCGCCGCAACCUGCCUGUGGGCGGCGAGGUCGACAUGUCGGACCUCAAGCUCAACCCCGAGCGUGUCUAG
Messenger RNA from Malassezia japonica, 492 nucleotides. RefSeq lists its product as uncharacterized. Gene Ontology annotation, cellular component: mitochondrion. The coding region runs from base 1 to 492 and encodes 163 amino acids. Lineage: Eukaryota; Fungi; Basidiomycota; Malasseziomycetes; Malasseziales; Malasseziaceae. The record is from RefSeq and is a predicted model, not a curated record. The transcript has 3 exons.